Molecule: messenger RNA, 690 nt
Organism: Enterobius vermicularis (human pinworm)
Lineage: Eukaryota; Metazoa; Nematoda; Chromadorea; Rhabditida; Oxyuridae
Source: the annotation of a GenBank genome assembly
AUGGAUACUUUUGCCUUCCUUCUACAUUUUGCUACAAUUUUAGUCGUCUUUGACAGCCAAACAUCUGGUUACGAUAUUGAUUAUUCCUUAGAGUGUAAUCCAGGCUACAGGCUUGCUUCGUUUCGUCGAUCUCCAUCAAUCAACAAUGUCAUUGGUGCUUUGACUGUCGAAUGUGAACUAAUCGAACCGAGUCCUGAGCUAGUAACCUGCGAAAGACUACAGAGUGUCCCACAAUGCUCCGGUAUUACCGAAGGUUGCAGUGGCAACAGCUGGAUUGGCGGUUUUCACGCCUACGUUAUAGAGAAUACUACUGAAGCAAUUCUGUUAGAGCCCAUAUGCUGCUCUUCGACUAACGUCAAGAUAGAUGAAAUGUCAUGCAUCAGAGACCGAAUCAACAUCGCACUGUCAAAGUUCGAUCAUUCAAUAGCUCAAGACCUUGUUUAUCGAGGGAUUCAAUGCUGGCACCAGUACAAUGAAAAUAACGUACUCUUCGACCUCAUUUGGAAAGCAGAAAUUUGCUCAUUUCACUCGCAGUACGCGACCGCAAAACGACUAGGAUGUCGGGACUGCGACUGCAAGUGUGGUAUUCAUCAAUGCACAAAUUACCGUUACCCAGUGCGGAUUGUACACAAGCAUUACUCAAGUUCAAGUUGCGGAUGUACCUGUAACUGCGCAUUCAAGUGUUUUUGA